AGCAAUUAUUGGCGUCCCAUACAAAUAUUAUUUGUAAAACAAAUCCUAAUUUAACUCUAUGUAUAAUAUACUUAUCAAAAAUGUCUUCUACCCAACCGGUAGCGUCCUCCUCUACAAAAGCGAUGCGACAAAUGGCCGAGAGACUGCUAAAAACACAAUCCCAACUAAUGCAACCAGGUCCAGUAAAUCCACCAGAGUUAGAUAACCACCCCACCCAUCAUUCCUCCGCUGGGAUCAAAUUACGAAGUCGCACCCCAUACCAUGCACGCCCUCAUUUACAACUGAUUAACGACGACCAAAGAAGGAUCAAACCUCCCCAAACUUAUCGCAAGGAGACGCCGUCUAACUAUUGUCUGAAGAAUUAUCAGUCCUCCUCCUACUCCACGAUACAAGAUGAUGAUGCCACACCCACCACGACUACGACUACGACGACGACCUCUUCUUCCAACAAAUUUUCCACCCUAUCGCUCACCGAGCCGAAUAAAAAGGACGACGACGACGACAACGACCCGUCCUCCCUCCUACUCCUGCAAGACUUCUGGGUCCGGACAAAAUCUCCGCUCAACUACAAUAUGACUCUCCUCCAUCAAGUCGUUCACGGUCCGACCUUCCUCGAUGCGGAUGAUGAUGAUCUUCUUAAUGACGAGUCAUCCUCCUCCUUCGCGGUCGUUUCCGCUUUAGCCGUUCCAGUAAAAUGUUUCAAAACGCGGGUGUCACAUCCCCUCGAUUUGACUGGCGAAAGUCCGGAAGGUUUCCUCCAGUGCAUGACCGUUCUAGAACAGCAGACUCAUCAUCAUCAUAACCAUCACGGUAGCAGUGGCGGCAGUGGAAAUAAUAAUAGACGACUGUUCAGCCUGUUCAUGUCGACGGGGGAGUGGCUGCUGCCCGACGACCCAGAGCCGCCCAACUUGACAGAGGAGACGCGACUUCAUAUCAAGUUUUUUAAGGAGAACAGUCCCCACUACUUUGCCGUGGCCUGGCUCCCCCUAACCCAACUCCUCCUCCACCACAAUGUCACGGGUCAGGAGGAGAUUCGCGACAAGGUGGCGAUCACCACGGUGCGGAGAAGGAUCAGAAUUGGGUCGCUCAAAUAUAAAAUUAUGUUCGGGCUGGGAGCGCAGUUGAAGAAAUACAAGCCAAAUCAACAUCAGGAGGAGGAUCUAAUAAAUAUGAGUGAUGGUGGUGGAGGUGUCAACAACGCUGGACGUGGUUCUUGUGGCAGUACUUCGUUAGUAGUAGUGACCAAAAAUAGCAACGCGUCAUGCAGCAGACCUGCCGCGACAAAUUAUUCCGGACUCGUCGUCCCACCGGAUGUCGAUUGGUCGCAAAAUUUGGAGGAUAAUUCCAGGGUUUUAAAUUCCAAGUCCUUUAUUAAAAAUGUGACCAAGAGUGACGCCACCACGAAUACGUCACCCACCACAAAAGAGCAGCAGGUCGUCUCUCUCCAGAGACAGAUUAGUGGAUUAGAACGCGUCGCCCGUAUCGUGCAGGUGAUAACUUCCACGACACCUUUCCCACCCCCGGAGGAAAUUUUAGACAAGGUGGAGGACGCCUUGGCCCCCCUUCUACUCGAAAAUAUAAAUCCCUCAGUAUCCCAACGACCAGAAUCAAGCGAACACAAUUCACAGAAUCCGUACACAUUACAAAACAAAAUUAAUUAAAUGAUGAUAACAAUUUGACGAGAUGAAAUGCACAAUAAAAUUGAAUCUCAUUUAAAGAUUA
Folsomia candida is the source of this 1722-nucleotide messenger RNA. RefSeq lists its product as uncharacterized. The transcript has 2 exons. The record is from RefSeq and is a predicted model, not a curated record. Lineage: Eukaryota; Metazoa; Arthropoda; Collembola; Entomobryomorpha; Isotomidae. The coding region runs from base 81 to 1661 and encodes 526 amino acids.